Molecule: messenger RNA, 11632 nt
Organism: Dermacentor silvarum
Lineage: Eukaryota; Metazoa; Arthropoda; Arachnida; Ixodida; Ixodidae
Product: mucin-5AC
Exons: 16
Coding region: 506-7879 (2457 amino acids)
Biological process (GO): positive regulation of protein catabolic process; regulation of cell differentiation; cell migration
Cellular component (GO): beta-catenin destruction complex; cytoplasmic microtubule; catenin complex
Molecular function (GO): microtubule binding; gamma-catenin binding; beta-catenin binding
Source: RefSeq, a predicted model, not a curated record
ACAAAACGUACUGUACCAGCUAGCCCAUGACUCAAUUUCAGAUGUUUCCGAGCAGUGUGAGUGAGCUACAGCUGACCCCAGGACGUGCAACGUUACUGUACCGUCGUCGUCGGGGAAAAUAGUUGUCCCGUCCCUACAGUUUUCCUAAUCGGGUUUUUCUUUCGAUCGACUACAGUUCUAUGUGAGUCAAAGGAUGUUGACGACUGAUUGGUCGUCACACGGUUCAUUUGCCGCCUCUCCACUCGACCUGUCAGCACCCUUUCCGAAGCAGGAAGGAGCAGUUUUCAAGCGUCAAUGCCGCACUCGCACGGAACGCCUGCUCAACGGCACGACGCUCGAUUGCUCCGGGACACGCGGUGCGGCCUAAUCAUGGAUGUCUAGAUGAGAAGGUCUACAAAAUGGGGCCUUCCGCUAGGGCCUUGCACACACUCCUCUUCCAUAGCGCACUUUCCUAACACAACGAAACGGUGCCUUAGUAAAGAAUUGAACUCACUUUACGAGUAACAUGGGUCUAAAGACAACUGAACGACCACCAACGCCAGGCUUCCUUGAUUGCUCACCAAAGACUCUUGCUGAUGUGCUUGCCCCACCUCCUGUCCUGGAGGGUAUGGACCGAAGUGGCUUGCCUCGAUUUUCCACCCUGCAGAGGAGCUAUGGUGGUGGUGGCAACGCCGGAACGCGGACUGCGUCGGCGUUUCCAGGGGCGGCGGCGGCGCCCGACUCGAGGAGUCCUUCCGCGGACAAUGCCGGCAACUGCGGUCGCCGGUCUUGGGACGGCCGGCUUCGCGGGACCGGUGCUAGGGCCUCGCCCCGGCUCGCCUCCCCGACCGCCGAAAGACAUCUCGCCUCCCUGCUGCAGCAGCUGCGUCGGGAACGUUCACAUCACUUGAAUCACCUUCAGCAGUGCCAUAGGCUUGAGCUGUGGCAAGGUACAGAAAUCUGCAGCACUGACAAUAAGAGGCCUCUAUCACCAGGACUCCAGGUGCACAGUAACUAUGUGUCCAUCAGUCCAAGUGAAGACAUGUCCACUCAUCACACUGGCGCCUUCAGGCAUGACAACAGGAGUGUGCAUGGUUUCCCUACUGGGACAUUCUCUACAACAAUAAACAUGGCAGAUUCUUCACAUUUUCUUCACGGACAUUCACUGCCCCAAAGUCCAACAGGAGUUGGCAUUCCGCUGAGGAAUGGCAUGGGCUUGUCUUCAGAAGAGCACAUGGCAGGUCCUUUCUGCCAAGAAGAUUGGGCUGAUGACCAAGUUCUCUGGCGGAGCUUGCCAACCAGUGUGGGUGUGAGUGGUGCCGUUGACGGCUCUCAUGGCUUUCCUGAUGAGGACUACAUGGCAGGGCCAACAUUUGGCAUCGGGAUGAGUGCAAGCUACUAUGGGGGUCGGCGACCACACUCCCGUCAUCUAAGCUCGAAGGUGGAGAUGGUAUACUCUCUGCUGUCUAUGCUGGGAACACAUGACAAGGAUGACCUGAGUCGGACGUUGCUCACUAUGUCAGGUUCCCAGGAGAGCUGUCUAGCUAUGAGACAGUCCGGCUGCCUGCCUCUGCUCAUACAACUUCUGCAUGGCAGCAGCCAGCAGCAGGAAGGGGACUCGCAGGAGAGCCAGGCUGAACAGCGACGAGUUGUGCGAGAGCUUCGGCUGCGGGCCAGCCAGGCACUGCAUAACGUCGUUCACGCCCACCCCGAUGACCGUCAGAGCCGCCGCGAGGCUCGAGUUCUGCGUCUCCUGGAGCAGAUUCGAGACUUCUGUGACUACCUGCACGACCUUGAGGCAUGCAUCGCUGAGCCCAACCAGAAUGAAGCUGGUGACCAGCAUCCGGGAUCAGCUAUCGCAGCUCUCAUGAAGCUGUCCUUUGAUGAAGAACACAGGCAUGCCAUGUGCCAACUUGGAGGUCUGCAAGCAAUAGCAGAGCUGAUCCAGGUGGACCAGACAAGCCAUGGCAACACAGCUGAGCCAAGCUGUGUGACGUUGCGACGAUACGCCGGCAUGGCACUGACAAACCUGACCUUUGGUGAUGGCACAAACAAGGCCCUGCUCUGUUCCAUGAAGAGCUUCAUGCGUGCCCUAGUCUCACAGCUACACUCACCCAGUGAAGACCUGCGUCAGGUGACAGCCAGCGUGUUACGCAACCUGUCCUGGCGAGCCGACUCGACAAGCCGCGAGACCUUGAGGGAGGUGGGUGCUGUGCCCCUUCUCAUGGCAGCCUCAAUGGAGGCCCGCAAGGAGGCCACACUCAAGAGCAUCCUCUCGGCUCUCUGGAACCUGUCUGCACAUUGCACUGCCAACAAGGUGGACAUCUGCAAUGUAGAAGGGGCCCUGGCAUUCCUCGUGGGUACUCUAACUUACCGCAGCCCAUCCAAAACACUGGCCGUCGUCGAGAAUGGGGGGGGCAUACUUCGCAAUGUGUCCAGCUACGUUGCACUGCAGGAACAGCACCGACAAACGCUGCGUGCACACAGCUGCCUGCAGAUUCUCCUCAAGCAGCUCAAGUCUCCCAGCCUCACUGUUGUCAGCAAUGCAUGCGGCACACUCUGGAACUUGUCUGCGCACUGUGCCCAAGACCAGCGCACACUCUGGGAGAUGGGUGCUGUGUCAAUGCUGAGGAACCUCGUCCAUUCCAAGCACAAGAUGAUUGCCAUGGGUAGCUCCGCAGCUCUCAAGAACCUCCUUACAGCUGCCACGGAGCUGAAGCUGGCUGACUGCGAUGGCUGCAACAACAACAAAGAUGACAAUGACAAUGAGAGCCUGCCGUCACUGGCUGUUCGGAAACGCAAGGCUCUGGAGACCGAGCUUGACGCUAGCUUGUCAGAAACGUGCGACAACAUCGACAGUCCCCGCGCCAGCCCGACGGGGGAGCCACGCUUUGACUUUCACCAGCCGGACAUUUUGGAACGAUUCCACACUUAUCUUCCUGGGAGAAUGUAUCACAGCAUCGGAGGUGAGAGGGACGUUCCACGAUCAGACAGCCGUGAUAGCAUCGGAAGCACACAGUCGGAGCCAACACACCUUAGGCCUCCACAGUCGGUGUUCUCCAGGCAGCGGCGCAGGGGCAGGCAGCUUUUGGAGCGAUAUGGGAGGGGUGGGGAUUUUGGCAACUUGAAUCUAGCACUCGUGAAUCCAUACUUCCCUCAUCAUAGCUUAGAGGAAGAAGAUGCAGAAGCUUUGAACGGAAACGACUUGGAAGAGCCCCUAAAUCAGACUUUAGGUGAUCAGAAUAGCUUAGCAAAGGGUCCCUUGUGGCGAGAUCCCAGUGAGUGGACAAAGAAGAGGUUGGAUGACAGUCUUGAAGAAGAUGAUGAGGAGGAUGUUGAAGAUGGGGAUGAGGGUGACUUGGAAGUAGAUGCCUGCAAAGAGCACUCAGACUCGGUUGGCCUGAGGCACUUGCAUGGCAUGAAGCCUCUGGAAAGGAGUCGCCGGGAAGUCCAAGAGAUCCAGAGGAUCUUUGAAAGGGCACAGAGCCCGCAAACUUCACUGAGAGGCCUACAUGUCCAGUGUGCUAAUGACACAGUUAUUUUGACUGACCUGGGUAGCUUGGAAGACAUAUCAGACGUGGUUGUUUCAUCAGUGUCAAAGCAAGAACUUGAUGCCGAGGACAAAGAAGAGGAUGAGUGCCUGUCCGAUGAGGACCUUUUGUCUCCUCCUCUCCAAGAUGAUGAUGAAGACGAGGCAGCUGAGGCAGACCACAGUGAUGCUGCUCACACUGGUGCACCGCUUGGCCAGCAGACAAGUUUCACAAUCAGUGGCUCAAGCAAGGGCAGUGGGAUUCCCAUCAUGGCCAGCUUCUCCAGACCUCUCAGGAAGGAUGCAACAGUCACAACUUGGGCUUCACGGCCUUCAAGUAUCCCCCAGAGGUCCACAUUGGGCCAGCCUAGUGCUAUGAAUGAAGGAUCAGACCGACAUUCCAGGACCGGAGCACAAUCCUCAGACUUAAUGGACACCACGCCAGGCACCCCUGACGCACUGGAGCAGGCUUGUUCAGACUCGGGCACCAUGGCAGUCUUGCAUGCGCCAACUAGUAGGGAAGAAGGAGAACGCCCAGGUGUGGUGCCAUCAUCGCAGAUGUGUUGUCAGCAACAGCAGCAAUCUGUUGCACCUAUGGUUAACAGAAAGCCCGCUGGCCACUGCUGUAGCUUCGCCCACUCUACACCGGCACCGUCCCUGCACGAGUACAUUUAUGGCAAGAAGAAAGGCGGUCCCAAACCACCAGUGGCAGUGAAGCCACUGCAGUUGCAGCAACAGAGUAUGCCGUGUCCGGAGCAGUCGGAAUGUUCUCAAGCUGAUGGACCGGAACCAGAAAGUGGUUCCGGUCCAUCGACUACCAAGAUACCACAGUCAGGGAGACCUAGCCUUGUUGCAGCACCAAAGGUCUUUCGGACAAAUGCGAACCCUCCUGCACUGCCCCAGGCUUUCACAGGCACGACAGGAAACUCCCAGGAUGCAUCUGACAGUAUGUGUCAUUCUGAACCAGGACCGUCGACAUCAAGGACUUCAGCAGCAGACGAACCCGCCAUGUCCUUCAGGGAAAAAAUUGAGAGAUUCAACCAGGCUCCCAAAGAUCCCUCUUGCAUCCGCCAGAGGCAUUUUGGUUAUCAAAACAAGACGAGAAAGACUGAAUGCAACCUUGGUAUGGCAAGCUCUCUCACCCAGAACGACAGAAACAUUCCCGAAGAGAAAGGCAAGAAGGAUGAGAGAGCUCAGGAAAAGUUUCGGCUCGAACCUGCUAAAUCUGUAGAUAAUGACUCGGAGAUGCCAAGUGCUGCAGAAUCGAGGUCCACAAGCCUUCUGGCAUCAUCCAGUACGAGCUCAUCGACACUGAAGGCUCCUCCAUUGGCACAGCACAUUAAUCCUGGUGCAAACGGAAUGGUGGCUAGGCUUUUCGAUGAGGAAGUGCCAGCCAUAACACUAAACGCUGGUAACGCAGCCCUUGAGGCUCGGUCAGUGAGACCCGACGUUGAUGACGAAAUGAUGCAAAGUACGACGAGUUUGAUGUCUGAUCUUGAAGGCGCGAAGCCACCUUCUGUCAUGGGUGACCUACUAUCCAUGAGCAUGACGAGCAGUGGUCUUUCUGAAGACGUCUCAUCAAACGGCAAGAGUGGGAAGGCGCCAAAGCGCGGCCGUGUGCCAGAGACGGUGCGGCGCGCCCUGGGAGCAUCGAUGGAGUCACCUUUCAGCGACUGUGACCUCCUAGAUUAUGUUGGACCACCUUCCGCCAUGGGUUCGAUCGAGAACCUUAGCAUUCGCAGCAGAAGCGGUCAGUCCGACGAUCUGAACAACGUCAACCCGCCUUCCACGAUGGACGAUCUCUCAAUGAGUGGCAGCUGCAUGAGCCUGAACAGCAUACCCAGCGACGACGAAGCGAACAGUCAGUCCAGUCCACUCGUGCCUGAGCCCAGCCCACGAAGGAUGUCUAAGCGCGGCAGUGAUAUGUCAGAGCGACUCAACGCGGCAGCCAACAUGGCGCAGGUGUACUCCCGUGAGCUCAACUCACUCGUAAAUGGCAGCAUGAAAAGCAGCAGCGGCACUUCGGAAAUGCUUGAGCACGUGCAACCUCCCUCCGUCUACCAGGACAUGAACGAGGUGACGUUCGAGGACAUGACAGAAAUGGGCUCGGAUGGCUUUGCGUCUGACGUCGAAUUUGAUGGUGAGCUGAUGCAUGAUGACGACGUGCCCCUGACAUCGACAACUGAGACACUGCGACCUCCAGCUGUCUCCUUGUUGCAGAAGGAAGAGCAGUUUGGAGACAGCACAGAAAACUUGGCCAGCACAUCAGCAGACAUAGAACCCUUGGAAUCUGAUGAACACUUUUCGUCGCCGGCCCAUCAUAGUUCUUCCUUUAGUCGUGGCAGCCCAUCAAGAAGAACCGACUGCCCAAGUAUAGAUGUCGAUCGACCUUCAUUGCUUGGUAUGCCAGUGAAGCAAGCCAGGGAAAGAUUCUACGACGUCUUUUGCCAUAGAAAAGGCGACGACACCAUUGAUGACGAAACCUUCUCGCUGAUAUCGAAUGAUUCUGACCAGGAGAACGUAGAUGACGCCACCCAGCCAGAGUCGCAGGAGAAGGCAGAAUCCACAUCGAGGCCUCCCUCAUCCAGAGGGCCGCGAAUUGUGAAGCCAAUAAACAGGGAGACAAUACGGCAACUGCAGGACAAGAAAGAACAGGAGAGAGCCGGGUCGUCUCCACCGGUUGUGCGCAGGCGGGAAUCACUGCCUUCCAAGGUUGGUGCCAAACGUACGGGUUCGCCAAAGCAGUCCACGUCCUCAAACCCAUCCCCUAUCAAGCACACGAAAGCUUCGGCGCUCAGAGCUUCGCAAAAUCAGAGGUCUUCAUCCGAAGGAUCACGACAAGCGAAAAGCACAUCUCCACAGCGCUUUGUGCGUACCGCUCCCAGCUCACCGGGUAAAACAUUGAGUGAAAGGCCAGGACUUCGAGCGCCGAGAGUCCAGACCAGGACCACCACCACGAAUGCAACAAGUUCACAGGUUCACAGGCCUACUGGACGGCCAAAGAGCUUAGAACAAGACGUCAGGACAACAACGGCAACCGACUCCCCAGAGACUUCACAGGCACCUCCACCACUGGUUAGGCAGGGCACUUUUACCAAGGAGUCUCCCACCGAUGCCACGGCAUCAAUCACGGCAGGCCCAGAUCCGAAACCUUGCAAAUCUGCGGCACAGGAUGUGGUUUCUGCCGGUAGUGGCCGAUCAAGCACUCACAGCAGCCCUCAGCACUCCUCACGAAGACCAGCAAAGAGCGCUUCGACGCCGAGUGUUCCGGCAAACAGCAGCCGGUCAUCUUCGAGCGGUGGCGCGGUGCAGAAGAGGAGGACUAUCCCGCUGUCUCCGAGCUCGCAUAGCCUUGGCUGUGAUGAGAAAAAGGGGCCUUACGUGCGAAGUCUCAGCAGCGGGGGCUUUCUGGCUGCCAGUGCCCAGGUUCAGAAAUCUGGAAGUGCCGCCAGUCUGACUUCGCAGUCGAGCUCCGGCAGUGUUGCGUUGCCCCGUGGCAGGGCGCCGGCUCUGCCCAGGAAGGACACUGUUCCAGGCAAGCUCUCGUCUCUGUGGAAGCGCAAGGGCUCCUCUCCACCGGCUACCGCCGUGGCUGUGAAUUCUGCAAAGCCUAGCGUCAGAGCAGCGGCUAAAUCUGAAAGCUGCAAGACCACAGAACGAGGGGAGCCGAACAGUCCUUCUGUCACCAACAAACAGCAACAACAGCCCGUAAUCUGCAGGAGUUCUACUUACGAGAAGCUGACGGACGUUGGCGUUGAUGCGGACAGCGACCUGGAGUCUUCUUCGAAGGCUCGUUCGAAGACAGCGAACUCCGCUCAGCAACAGCAACAGAACCUCCACCGGUCCUCCGUGCCUCCGGCGCAGCCCGCAAAGGCCGUACGACCGACCAAUUUCUGGAAGAAGCUGGCCGAGCCGUCCUCGUCACCGGCUUCGUCAUCGCAGUCUUCCGUGAAGACAGUUACAAGCUUUGCCGCAACCACUAAGCGCGUGUUCGGUGCCAACCGGAAGAUCUCGGACGCCUCAUCGAGUCCCGUGGUCUCUCCUUCCUUGCUGCCUUCUGGUAAGGAGAGUUGCAGACCCACAGUCCUCGCCCUCAGGCUUAACAGCCCCAUAGCGGCAGCGUCCCCUUCACAGCAGCAACUGCAUCCACCCGUGCUUCGCAGUCCGAUGAACCAGCUAGGUGCCAUGGCUUCGUCACCCACUGCUGACUCCAAGGGCUCGUCGCCGGCGUCGGCCGUGGUGUCGCCGUUCAACUACAAGCCUGUCAGGACGCCCACUACACCCGGAGGCACGCGCUCCCUGAUCCCAGCUCCCGUCAAACUGGCUGGCACCCCCCGGUGUUCCGGUGAACAGGAGCUGCAGGUCAAGUAGGCGCUGUGCUGUCCUCAAGCAGAUCACGGACAGGUGUUGCAUCCAUGAAGCAUUGAGGGCUGAAGUGCGUGGUGUGGCGCUGUGGCUGAAAGCGUGCAUCAUAGGCGUUUGCUUGCUUACACAUGGACGGUGUACUUGUGGAGAAUGUUUAUUUGAAUCAUGUGGUCACAUGGGGAAACCCUUGAGAAGUGUUUGCUUGAGAACGACUUUGGCACGGAUGGCUUUGUUUAGGUGAUGCUUCGCCAGCUUUUCUCAGUGAUUUUGAAAGAGCUGGUAGAUAGGAUAAGUUCGUUUCUAUCAACUUUUUUUAGGAUACGAGUAAGAGCUGUGCCAACCCUUCUUUGCUCUUUCGCAAAUAGAUUCACCUUCCUGCGCUACGCUGUAAUUCUCAGAUUGCCACAGAAACCUAGAAAUGCCAAAAUUGAUUAUUAUAGUUCCUUACUUACUUUCAUAACUUUUAAAAUUAUAUUGUUUCAGUUGCUCAGUGUGGCGGGUGUUUUGUGUGCCAUGCACACUGCGGUCGUUAUAGUUGCUGUCUGCGUUGAUGAUAGCCUUUGCUAACAGAUCAUAUGUGCUUUUUUGUUGUACACCUGAGAUCAUUGCGUCAAAAGGAAUGGCACGUCAAACUCUCGCUGCUGAGUAUGUUGUGUUAGAAGAGAGAGAAACAAAAUUGUGAUAGAAAAGUUUCAUCGUUUUGCUGGUCAGUGACUAUCAGGCACCUUGAUGCAUUCUAUAAGAGAUGAACUCUGUACAGCAGAACGAAAAUAUGGUCAAUUUCGGUCAAGGUCAUGUUUCAACGACACAGAGGAGAGGGAACGAAAUAUACUUGGCCAUUCAACAUGGUCCAUAAUUUAAUUGUGUGGACUGGGACCAGAUGGUGAAACCGAAUGUGUAUUCGUUCCAUCCUUCCAGUUGACUAGUUGACAGUGUAGAACAGUUAGCUGAGCAGUCGCACGUCCGUCGAAUAUUCCAGAUCAACCGCCCGAUUAAACAAAUACAAACUGGUAUAGUACUGAAGGUGCAUGACAGUUCAUUGGGUCAGAAGACUGCCAAACUACACAUAACUCUCACAGACAGCCAUUCCAUUAAGCAAAUGUGUCUUCGCCGCAUGGCGGAUGACGAUUAAACUUUGCAGAUGGUUGCUAGGAGGCCAAAAUGCAUAUGUGCAAUUUGUUUAUGCCCCUGUCAAUGGCGGAGAAGAUUGGGAGACUUGUUGCUUCCGAAAACUGUUCUGCUCACCGUGCCGUGUUCAUGCACAUGCCACGGGUCGUGCAUCUUGGUUCAUUCUUGUCCUUCACUGGCGAUAUUGCCGAUUGCCUUCUUGACCAUCCGGAAGGAUCCACUAGAGUGGUCUUCACUGGUAUACAGUUUCAACAGAAAGUGUUGACGCCAGUACUCGCAUUACGACUGCGCCGUUAAAAAAAAGAAAAAAAAGAAACAUUUGCCCCGUAACACACGCACACAUCCAUAUAAUCAUAUGGGUUUGUUGGAUGUGGGGGUGCUUCUGUGUCGAAAUUAACCCGAGGCGCUCUGCUGUGGUGGCCAACAUAUAUCACCAGUACGGGUGGGAUCAAGUGCGUUUAUUAAUUUUUAGAGGACGAAGCUGUGAGUGGCUUGUGUUGAAUUUCUGUUGCUUCAAAGCUUUAGGUAUUGAGAAGAAAAACUCUUGUUUCGGAAGCCUUGCAACAACAGAAGUAUUACAGGAGCCCCGUCACAGGGCGUGGGGUUGUGCAAAAGCUUCAACAUUUUUCAGCAAUGGCUGCAUCGUGUCUGAACUUAUUAUGGUGAGCAGAACUGUUGCCAGGCAUUGCCUCGCUUCAAGCACACUGAUGUCAGUGGAUGGAUUCGACAUUAAUUAGCCAAGUGGUCUAGUGUAAACACGGCCCAACGAGUUAUUAACAGGGCAGCUGUAAGUGGCGAGUCGUCAUUUCGAAAGCUUCCAGCUAACGUUAUAACUAAUUACCGUCCCCCUGUUACCUUGAUACUGAGGUACAGCAGCGGAAACAACCGCAUUGGUGGUGCCAUCUUGUGAUGCUGUGUGCGACCAGAAUGUGUCAGAAACUUGUAGUACUUUUAUUUGCUAGAAAUGUUCAGAAAUGGCUUAGAUGGCUGCCGGAUUCUUAUAUGCCAGCAGGUCAGCACAAUACGGGCACAUAUUGCAGGAAGAGGUUUGCGCACUUUGGUUGGACAAAGCCUCACAAGAUGUCGUGAUUCCCAACGCCGUUUUGGUGUCAUGGUAAUUAAUUAGUGGUAACAUGUGCUUGUGCGAAGGACUGAUUUUAUACUCCUUCGCAGGGAGAAUGCACUACUAUCUCCUUGAUCCGGUACCAAAUUUAAACGCGCCUCAUUGUACGGCCACCGUUUAAUGUACUGUUGCAAAGCAGUAUAAAAAUGGGAAGUGGCUGUUGCCUGUUCAUUUUUACGGUAUCAUGUUUUCUUGGAGACGUCUGCUGCGGAUAUUACCGAGAUAAUUUCUAGGCAGAGGUAUUUAUUAAGGGUGUUGUAUGUGAAUCUGCCACUUCUGCAUUUCCUACAUCCUCAUUUUUGCAGUGUUUUUCAUGAGUAUGUUGCAUGUGUCUCGUCAUAGCAGCUAUGUAUGUGUAACAUCGUUACGUGAUCAUGAAUCGUGUAUUUAUGUAACGUUGCGAGGUUUUAUUCUCUCAAGCAGCUUAUGUAACAAUAUUUGUGGUCCCUGUGAGGUAACGGCAACACUUGGCGCUGACUUUCUGUUCAUACAAAGUGGGCACUUGAUGUUCUGCUAGGAUUUUAAACAAAACUUUUGCAAUCUAGUCAAAGCAUUUUGAGCUUCAGUGCAGCCACAUAAACUUGCGCAGUAGUUGGUAGCAAUGGACGCGUCGAUUUCAUUUAAUGUAUUUAGAGAUGUCUCUGUCUCACAUCUGCGCCAUUUCUUUUUCAUGCGUUGUGCGCUUGACCACUUUUUCAUGCUUGCAAUUAGAUUGUUGCCGCAGCUUUGUCUAACAGUGUUUUAUCCCGCAUAAGAGCUCCUUUCUGCUCAUAACUAUAUAGCGUGAAAUUUUAAUCGUCGGUAUACAACUUAUCUGCUGCCGUCACGUGCGCAAUAUUCAGUCCUUUAGUUUUAUACAGCUAUGGACAGGAAGUUUGAGCGUAGCGAAUGAUGUAACGAAUUGUACAGAUGCAGCUCCUAGUAUACCUUGAUGCCAAACUUUUGUAAGAUGAAUAGGCAGUGUUUUGCUAGGUUUUGCACAUAUUUGAGUCUUCUUAUCUGUUUCAUUGUCGUGACAUCCCUGCUUUUUUUUUUUUCCUGCUUUUAUUUGUUCAAGUGCUGCAGUUGCUGUAUGCUGUGUACACGCUAUUGCAGGGCUUUGUUGGUAAACACGACAGUUCGCUCACGAGCUGUACAUUUUCGCUUGUACAAGUGCUAACGCACUGUAGUUUGUACAUACUGUACAAAUAUACGGACCGUUUCGCUUUCAGUUAUAGAUACGAAUACUAAUCAUUCUUGCACGUACAUUGCAAUGUGUUCCUGCGUUAUAGUUUCCCCUUACUUCUGGCGUUAGACAUUUUUCUUGCGCACUGAAUAUUAUGUUCAGUGUAUCCCUCUUUCCAGAACGCCGCGUGCUCACGUUGCAACAAAGGGGUUUUGUUGCUAAAACGGCACAAUGCGCCAGUCAUAUUUGCACAUUACAUUGAGGAAGUGUGUGUGAGUGGAGUACAAAUGAAAGGUUAUGAAGUUAUCCAACCAUAAAAUAAAAGAAACCCCAGUCAUCAAAA